Microbotryum saponariae is the source of this 1497-nucleotide messenger RNA. NCBI's taxonomy places the organism in Eukaryota, Fungi, Basidiomycota, Microbotryomycetes, Microbotryales, Microbotryaceae. The record is from the annotation of a GenBank genome assembly.
AUGCCUAAUCUUAAGCAAGCGCUCAAGCUGGAACGGGUCGAGUCGUCGGCCCAGGAGGGGCCGUUCAGGUUCAAGGCUGAGUUGUCGGUGGUUUGGACUGUUGGUGGGUGAGUGAUGGGACCUGCGAGGGUGGUUGAUUUUACAGGCAAAGAUUUUUAAGCUGAUUCAACCUGGUCACAUCUUCCCGUGCUCGACUACAUUCCUUCCCCCACCCCCUCUCAAUCGGAAUUUUUCCCGUCCGCCGAUCGGCGAUCUCAGCAAACCGCACGGCGGCUACCUCCUAGCCCUCAUCACAUCCGCUUGUUCGCUCGUCAUGAAAGACUCUACCACUCCCGAUCCGGCGCAAUUGAUGACGAGUUUCUUGAUGGGGUGUAAUAAUGGUGCGGCCGAGGUCGUCGUUACGGUCGUUAGGAGGGGCAAGAGUUGGACGAAUUUGGAAGCGAGGAUCGUUCAGGAUGUGAGUACGGUGAUUGCGUGUUCGUGGCUAAAGUAUGUGAGAGAAGGUGUACUGACCAGGUUUUUCCCGCCAUUCGUUCAUGCCCGAUCGUGUGCAGGGCAAAACGACCGUCGUUUCACAAGCGCUCUACACGUCCUUCCCCUCGCUGCCCACUUCUUGCCCCCACCCACCCUUCUCCACCUCGAACCAAUAUCUCCUCCCUCUCACCCCCUCGCCCUACGCGAAACGCAUACCCCAUCUCACUCACCCCUCCCUCUGCGAUCCCCAAGCCGCCCACGCACGUAAACACGACGAAUUCGGUCGCCGUUGGGGCAAGAAUGAGAAUUCGGCCAUGUUCAUGAUCGCUGAAGGGGAGAUGGAAUGGGUUGAGGAUGAACAGAUCAAGAAGAGGAGGGAGGAGGGGGAUGAGAGGGGGAGGAAGGAGUUGGAAUGGGCCAGUUGGGUCGAGUUCAAGGAUUUGGACGGGGAGGCUUUGAACAUGGAUAUGAUGCCUGUGAGUAAAGGGGUAGUGGAGAGGCAGGCGUGAGGAGAUCAUCGGUGGCUGGGGAGCUGACUAUUUACUUCUACGUUGUCCUGGGGGCAUUACUGGUUCGGCUCACAGUUCUUCUCAGACAUCAUGUCUUCCAUUCCGGAACUGUUGCCACCGGGUGAAAGGGUCGACCCUCAGUGCGUGUGACCUUGCAAGCCGUCCGACGAGAAAGGCGAAAUUCUCUUCCGAGGAAUGCUGAUCGAAUUUGCUUCCACACAGCUACUAUCCAACCUUGACCAUGUCGAUUCAUUUCCACACCAAACUCCCCUUCCCUUCCAAUUCGCCCUACCUCUUCUCCCCCAAAACCGUCGGCGUCUAUUCAACAGGCCACCACAUUAAAGCCGGUCGACACGAACAAUUGACCGAGGUGUGGACCGCGCCUUCCGCAUUGGGUCAGGGGGAUGUGCAACAAGGGUGGAGGGAAAGGAGCAUGUUGUUGAUCACGGGCACGCAGUUGGCGGUUAGUGUCGAUAUUCAGAAGAUCUUUGGGGGCAACUUUGGGAAGAUGUGA